Messenger RNA from Spirometra erinaceieuropaei, 588 nucleotides. The record is from the annotation of a GenBank genome assembly. NCBI's taxonomy places the organism in Eukaryota, Metazoa, Platyhelminthes, Cestoda, Diphyllobothriidea, Diphyllobothriidae.
AUGACAUAUGGUUAUGGACCCACGGUGGAAUUAGCUGCCACCGCGAAUUCCCAUGUCAACAUAUUUGAGAACCGAGCCGAGGAAGCCUCUAAUUCAUGGGGGUCAAGCUCUUUUCAGAGCCCUCUGAUGGGAGGCAGUGCCAAUCAACCACAUCGUGCAACUAUUCAUGAUGCCUCAACAAGAUCCGCGGACGAACUUUACGAGGACAUAAAUACCAAUAUGACAGCCCCUUCCUUUUCGUCAGUCCACUUCGACGAGGGCAAAGGACCGGUCAACGACGUCCAAACCGCAGAACACAGAGGAAUGCUUUACAAGGAUCACUGCAUCAUAAUUCAGGGCCUGCCAGAGUCCUCCGCAAGUACCCCCAGGGAACGAGUCGCUGCUGACUUAGAGCAAUUCCAGAAACUCCUAAAUGAAAUGCGGCAACCAACAGAAGAUGUCACAGUCGUAAAGGGGUUUCGUCUUGGUAGCCGUACAACCGCCGCUCCACAUACACGACCAAGACCCCUGAAACUUGUCCUAGGUAGCAAUGAGCAGGCGAAACUAAUCCUUUCCAGACGUUUUCGACUGAAAAAUUCCCAUAAAUGA